AUGCCAGUUAGUCGAGCAACUAGCCGUCGGGCCCCUACAAAUGAGAACGAUGAGAAUGUAGCUGGUGUCACAACUCGUCUUACCAGAUCUAAAUCUGCAGCUUUUACCACAGAAGAGGCUACCGGUGCCAUUAAGAAACCACUUGCAAGCAAGAAAUCAACCGCCAACACACAACCACUCCGAAAACGGGCCGCACUGGGAGAUGUAAGCAACGUUGCCAAAGGAGGUGAUGCCGUUGAGGCAAAGAAGCCUGCUGCCAAGAGUGGACUAGUUUCAAAAGCUUCUCAACCAACAGGCGUUACCAAGAACAGUACACGAUCAGCCCUCGGAGCUAAAGAUGCAAACAAAAAGUCAUUGAGCAAGGCGGCUGGGUCGGGUGUUAUGAAGAGGAAGACUGCUGCAGCUGCGGCUACGAUAGCAGCUUCAGUCAAGGAAGAAACACCCGUUGAAGAUGAACAACCAUCCCGAAAGAAGGUCCACAUUGAAGCAGAAAAGCGAAUCAAGCAAAGUGAAGUCGUCGAGGAGAAGGAGAACGAAGCAGAGGCUAUUGUUGAACCAGAGCCAAAGGAAUCUGUCAGACUUGAGUUCGCCGAAGGUGUACGCGACUUGGAUGCCGAAGACUCGGAUGACCCUUUGAUGGUGGCCGAGUACGUCGUUGAGAUUUUUGAAUACUUGAAGAAGUUGGAGGUCGCUACCAAACCUAACGAAAAGUAUAUGGCCCAUCAAGAGGAUCUGGAGUGGAAAAUGCGCGGCAUCCUCGUCGACUGGCUCAUUGAAGUUCACACACGUUUUCACCUUCUCCCGGAAACUUUGUUCCUUGCUGUCAACAUCAUCGACCGCUUUCUCUCCACCAAGGUUGUUCAACUUGAUCGUCUUCAACUCGUUGGCGUUACUGCCAUGUUCAUUGCCUCCAAGUACGAAGAAGUCCUCUCACCCCACGUUGCCAACUUCCGUCACGUCGCCGAUGAUGGAUUCACUGAGGCAGAAAUCCUCAGUGCCGAACGUUACGUUCUCAGUGCUCUCAACUAUGACUUGAGCUACCCCAACCCCAUGAACUUCUUGAGACGUAUCUCUAAGGCUGAUGACUACGACAUCCAAACCCGUACAUUGGGCAAGUACUUGAUGGAGAUCAGUCUUCUUGAUCACCGAUUCAUGAAGUACCUCCCCAGUCACGUCGCCGCCGCAUCCAUGUAUCUUGCCCGACUUAUCCUUGAGAAGGGUGAAUGGGACCCAGUGUUGACUCACUACUCCGGAUACAGUGAAGAUGAGAUUGAACCUGUCUUUCAAUUGAUGGUUGAUUACCUUGCUCGUCCUGUUACCCAUGAGGCAUUCUUCAAGAAGUAUGCUAGCAAGAAAUUUUUGAAGGCCUCAAUCCUUACCAGACAAUGGGCUAAGAAACAUGCAUCUCUUUAUGGUAUUGAUGUAACUCAACCUUUAGAAUCCUCAUAG
Molecule: messenger RNA, 1449 nt
Organism: Sclerotinia sclerotiorum 1980 UF-70
Lineage: Eukaryota; Fungi; Ascomycota; Leotiomycetes; Helotiales; Sclerotiniaceae
Exons: 3
Coding region: 1-1449 (482 amino acids)
Biological process (GO): G2/M transition of mitotic cell cycle; regulation of cyclin-dependent protein serine/threonine kinase activity
Cellular component (GO): centrosome; cyclin-dependent protein kinase holoenzyme complex; cytoplasm
Molecular function (GO): cyclin-dependent protein serine/threonine kinase regulator activity
Source: RefSeq, a predicted model, not a curated record